Molecule: messenger RNA, 270 nt
Organism: Dentiscutata erythropus
Lineage: Eukaryota; Fungi; Glomeromycota; Glomeromycetes; Diversisporales; Gigasporaceae
Source: the annotation of a GenBank genome assembly
AUGGCUGGGAAACGCGAUUCGAUUCAAAAAGUGGUCGGCAGUAUUUCUUUGAUCACAUUUCAAAAACAGCUACAUGGAAUGCUCCCCAAUCGAUUAACACUUUUAGGGUUAAUUGAUGAUAAUUGGAAGUAUAAAGAAUUUUCGGAUCGGGACAGUGAUAAUUUAAAAAAUGGUCUUUUUGUUGCAUUAAAAAAGCUUAACUAUUCAUCAAAAAUCAACGAUCAAUUCUUAAAUGAAAAAAUUGAAAUUAGAUAUGGGCUAUGCGAAUGA